AUCUAAGAUGGCGGCGGCGUUGCUGACUGCAGGUUCUUUGGCGGCCCGACGGCUCCUCUGGGCCUGGCCUGGCCGCCACCUGGUGCGGGGCUCGGCCCCGGCGAACCGGGUGAGUGACGGGGAUCGGGGCGCUGGGGAGAUGCUGAGUGGGCUCCCAACCCUCUGGCCGGGCCACAGGCUGCCGGCAAUUAAAAGGCAAUGGGCGGCCUCCAGCGCGGUGCACGCUGGGAGCUGUAGUCGCAGCUCGGUGUGGUUUUCAUGGGGCCGCUGGGAGUUGUAGUCUCAGCUGAGGUUAUUGUCACGGGCUCGCACUGCGCCCCAGGACCUGCCCAGACUCUCCCACCCCGCGUCCCCACCCUAAGCUUUGUAGUCGCCCGGCUGUGUGGGAUCUGUGCAAGCCACAGUGCGUGUGGCCCUGCAAUUUUUGGCUGAAGCUGGAGCAGCCUGCUUAGUUCUGUAGGCUACAUGGGAUGGCGUUGCUGGCUAAGCUCUGGGUUCCUUGGAUAAAAACAUGGAUCUGUUCAGACUGAGGAGCUGUAGAUGUUGGCCCUUCUGGGACUAGUUCAGCCCAUACAGCUUGGGACAAGCAGAUUCAGAUCCACCAAGGCAGCACCGCAAAUAGUCUUAAAUGUUCCUGAGACUAAAGUGUGUUCUCUGGAAAAUGGCCUGAGAGUAGCUUCUGAAGAUUCUGGACUCUCAACAUGCACAGUUGGUCUUUGGAUUGAUGCUGGAAGCAGGUAUGAAAAUGAGAAGAACAACGGAACGGCUCACUUUCUGGAGCAUAUGGCUUUCAAGGGGACAAAAAAGAGGUCUCAAUUAGACCUGGAACUAGAGAUUGAAAACAUGGGCGCUCAUCUUAAUGCCUACACGUCCAGAGAACAAACUGUGUAUUAUGCGAAGGCUUUCUCAAAGGACUUGCCAAGAGCUGUGGAGAUUCUUGCUGACAUCAUACAGAACAGUACACUGGGGGAAGCAGAGAUCGAGCGGGAGCGAGGAGUUAUCCUUCGAGAGAUGCAGGAAGUUGAAACUAAUUUGCAGGAAGUUGUCUUUGAUUAUCUUCAUGCCACAGCCUAUCAGAACACUACACUGGGACGGACAAUAUUAGGACCCACAGAAAACAUCAAAUCCAUAAAUCGCAAUGACUUGGUGGAGUACAUAACAGCACAUUAUAAAGGACCCAGAAUAGUGCUGGCUGCUGCUGGAGGAGUCUCUCAUGAUGAAUUGCUUGAUUUAGCAAAUUAUCAUUUUGGUAACUUACCGUCUACUCAGGAAGGAGGAAUGCCAGCCCUGCCCCCUUGCAGAUUCACAGGUAGUGAGAUUCGUAUAAGAGAUGACAAGAUGCCUUUGGCACACAUCGCAAUAGCUGUCGAAGCAGUUGGCUGGUCUCACCCAGAUACAAUUCCCCUUAUGGUAGCAAAUACUCUGAUAGGCAACUGGGAUCGUUCCUUUGGAGGAGGCGUGAAUUUAUCCAGCAAGCUUGCCCAAAUCACUUGCCAUGGCAACCUGUGUCAUAGCUUCCAGUCUUUCAACACCUGUUACACUGAUACUGGACUGUGGGGGCUGUACAUGGUUUGUGAACCAUCCACUGUACAGGAUAUGAUGCACUUCGUUCAGAGAGAGUGGAUACGACUCUGCACAAGCGUUACUGAAAGUGAAGUAUCUCGAGCCACGAACCUUUUAAAAACAAAUAUGCUGUUACAGCUUGAUGGGUCCACCCCCAUCUGCGAGGACAUUGGGAGACAGAUGUUGUGUUACAAUCGUAGAAUUCCAAUUCCUGAACUUGAAGCAAGAAUUGAGGCUAUUGAUGCCCAGAGCAUAAGAGAGAUUUGCACAAAGUACAUUUAUGAUAAGUGCCCUGCCAUUGCUGCUGUGGGUCCAAUUGAACAACUUCCAGAUUAUAACAGAAUCCAUAGUGGCAUGUACUGGCUACGUGAUUAAGAACACAUGAUAAAUGUUUUAAUGAAGCUACUAGAUUUCUAAAGCAGUUGUCACAAGGCAUGUAGACAAACACAUUUGAUUUCUCUGAACCCCCUGCCCCUCAACUUCAGUACCAAAAGCCCUACCAUGGGAAACAAAGUGUCCAAAAAUUACAAACGUCACUUACGGGGAAGUCACCUUGACACUUAUUCUCAGUCCUUACCCUUUUGUAGUUGGAGAAACUAAUUUCAGAAAGUUAACAUUUAUUCAUGUGAUUUUGUCUAAAGAAUAAAAACAUGUACAGUAUUUGCAUUUUUAUUAUAAAACAGAACACAAAGAUUGUCA
Molecule: messenger RNA, 2262 nt
Organism: Chelonia mydas (Green sea turtle)
Lineage: Eukaryota; Metazoa; Chordata; Testudines; Cheloniidae
Gene: PMPCB
Product: peptidase, mitochondrial processing subunit beta
Exons: 13
Coding region: 541-1938 (465 amino acids)
Cellular component (GO): mitochondrion
Molecular function (GO): metal ion binding; metalloendopeptidase activity
Source: RefSeq, a predicted model, not a curated record